This is a messenger RNA of Medicago truncatula (barrel medic), 2461 nucleotides long. Its product is annotated as protein SEEDLING PLASTID DEVELOPMENT 1. Gene Ontology annotation, molecular function: ATP hydrolysis activity. The record is from RefSeq and is a predicted model, not a curated record. Gene Ontology annotation, cellular component: chloroplast. Bases 268 to 2232 code for a protein of 654 amino acids. NCBI's taxonomy places the organism in Eukaryota, Viridiplantae, Streptophyta, Magnoliopsida, Fabales, Fabaceae. The transcript is spliced from 6 exons.
AUGACUUGGUUGCCACUCGUUCAGAAUAUCUUCCUGCUCUUCUUCUCCUCUACACACACGGAAAUGGAUUCCCUUUGAAAAGACAAAGCUUUGUUUUGUGAAACGAAAAAGACAAAAUUGGAAGCAAUGGAAAAUCAAAACACGUAACCAACUAACCAACCAGCAACCUUCCCGUUCAUUGAUUGAUUGUCAACUGAAAAACCUCGAACCAAACCAACCCACAAAAACGAAGCCGAUAACAACCUCCAUUUUUUUCCCGCCAAAAUUAUGAUACUACGAUUCCCACUUCCACUUCAUCUUCAUCUUCAUCUCAAUCAACUUUCGGUUCCGAACUCCUUAUCACCCAAACGCUUCAUCACCCCACACAUAUUUUCUCAUCAUCCUCCUCUUCGGUCCCUACAUCGAACGGUUCCUGUUUUGCGGGUCAGUAGUAGUUAUCCGGCUGGUUUGGAUGAGACGGACAUUGAACUGGGGCGUUUGCUGUCUCUAUUGCCGGAGGAGAUGCGGAGACGGGUGAGUGAGCAUCCGGAGGUGCAGAUGUUGAUCGAAGUGGUUAUGGAUUUAGGGAGGAAACCGUUGGCUCGUUUUCCUUCCGGGGAUUUUGUUAUAUCGGAGUAUCCAAUCACUGUUGAGGAUAUUCAGUAUGCUACUGCUCAGGUUGGUGAUUUUGCUGUUGACAAUCGAGCAGGAAUCAGUAGAACAUUGCAUAGGAUAAGUGCUAUUAGAAAUCGGAAAGGUACAAUUAUUGGUCUUACUUGUCGUGUUGGUAGAGCAAUUUCAGGAAGUGCUAAAUUGUUGCAAGAUUUGGUUCAAGAUGGGUCUUCUUUGUUGCUUAUUGGGCCUCCAGGUGUAGGAAAAACUACAAUCAUUAGGGAAAUAGCUCGGAUGCUGGCAAAUGAUUACAACAAGCGUGUCAUGAUUGUUGAUACUUCUAAUGAGAUUGGUGGUGAUGGUGAUAUACCUCAUGCUGGAAUAGGUACUGCUCGACGUAUGCAAGUUCCUAAUUCUGAUAUGCAACAUAAGGUAUUGAUAGAGGCUGUUGAAAAUCACAUGCCACAAGUGAUUGUAAUUGAUGAAAUUGGUACCAAACUUGAAGCAAUGGCUGCAAGUACAAUUGCACAGCGUGGGAUUCAGCUCGUUGCCACUGCUCAUGGAAUCACAAUUGAGAAUCUAAUCAGCAAUCCUUCCUUAGAGAUGCUUGUCGGAGGAAUACAGAGUGUGACACUCGGAGAUGAAGAGGCCAGCCGCAGGGGUGUUCAGAAGACAGUACUGGAGAGGAAAGGCCCAUCAACAUUUAGUUGUGCAGUUGAGAUUAUUUCAAAGACACAGUUGCGCAUUCACCGCAGCCUUGAAGCAACUGUGGAUGCUAUUCUUUCAGGUCGUCUUCCAAAUGUAGAAGUGCGUAAAAUGAAGUCUCAAGAGCAGGAAGAGAUUUUACAAAAGGGACCUGUUAUUAACAGCCCUCUUGAAAAUGGUGGUGAAAUUAUGCUUGAAGAUGCUCCAGAAAGAGCUGAUGUCCAAACCAGGCAAGAUGAAUCACCUUUGAUGUUGCCUAUCGACAUGUUAGAGGAUUCUUGGGAGCACAGAUUGCCACUUCGUCUAUUUUGUUACGGGAUUUUAGAGGCAACUGUUAUUCAAGGGGUUAAACAGUUGAAAAUGAAUGAUGCGGACCUUCAAUUGACUGAUAAUAUUAGUGAGGCGAACGCUUUACUUGCCUUGCAAUCAAAGCUAAAGAAGAAUUCAAAGAUCCAAGCUGCCUUCAAAUCUAAUGAUAUUCCCAUUUAUGUGACAAAGACAAGUUCGUUGGAGCAUGUAACAAAAGCCAUACGAGCAUUACUAAGUGAUUAUGAAGAUGGGUUAAUUGUUUUUGGAUCAAUUGAUAAGAUAAAAGAUUCGGAGAAGGCUGAUGCUUUGGAGGAGGCAAGAAUGGCUAUAGAGCAUGUAGUGAUUCCUAAGGGAGAACCUGUGGAUCUACUACCAAGGUCAUAUCCGGUAGUAUCACUUCAGCUGGACCUUGUUCGUAGCUAUCAACUAGAAGCAAGGAGAAUCUGUCGAGAGUCAGAUGUACAUCAUCUGCGCAUCCUGCCAUCCCAUUACGGGUCGGAUGAAAUGAUAACUAGUGAAACUUCUGAGUUCGAUGAUGAAAGUGAAUUUGAUGAUUUUACCUCCUCCAAUGGCAGUUCCAAUGGCUCACUGAACAACUUCAAUAGAUUGCCUUUACUGCCCGAGUAGUUAACAUGUUCGCUUGAUUGCAUAUGUUAUAUCUUGGACUAAACUUACCUAUGGAUAGGUGCUGUUCUUUAGUAAAUAUUUAUAAUGUUUAUAACUGUCUAUAAUUCCCUUAAAGCACAUAAAUCUCUCAACAUUUCAUGUCUGCAUGUCAUACUUAUGAGUAGAGAACAACAUCUAUGGUAUUUUAUGUAAGUUUUCUCUUGUGUAUACUUGCGCAUACUUUAUAUUA